This is a messenger RNA of Microplitis mediator, 3511 nucleotides long. RefSeq names its product colorectal mutant cancer protein. The transcript is spliced from 12 exons. Lineage: Eukaryota; Metazoa; Arthropoda; Insecta; Hymenoptera; Braconidae. The record is from RefSeq and is a predicted model, not a curated record. Gene Ontology annotation, molecular function: calcium ion binding. Bases 290 to 2842 code for a protein of 850 amino acids.
AAAUUGCCGGAAUCUAGUGUGGAUUUCUACUUAUAUAUAUUUAAAUAUAUAUUUCUUUUUGAACCCUUUAUUGUAAUAGAAGUGAAAACUAAUUAACAAAAAGGUUACAAUCAAAUUUAGUGAAUUUGUGUUACUUAUUUUAUUUAUUUAUUGGCAAAAUGUUCUAAAGUGAACAGCAAUAAUGGAUGUCAACAAACUUAAAAAUAGUUAACGUUGGGACGAAAAAAUGUAAUUUCAAAUGAUAAAAACUGGCUGUGAUGGGUAAUCCAAAGAAGACGUAAUAAAAAUAAUGUCACAGACAGCCGAUGCUGAAAGCGAAGCGGGCUCCAUCUGCGAUGAGGAACGAGUGAAAAAGCUCUUCCAAGCUUGCGACGGGGACGGCGAUGGAUUUAUCGAUAGUCAAGAUUUAUUGACAGUAUGUCGAGAGUUAAAUCUCGAGGGUUCAGUCGAAGAAUUAAUGCAAGAACUUGGUGCUGAUGAUAGCGGUCGAAUAUCUUAUCAAGAAUUUUUAAGACGAAGAUUAGCUUUGAGACCGGAAAUCGAAGCACUCAAAUCUGGAAAAAAUAGAUCGAGCUCAACACAUUUGACUCAUACGCCAGAGUAUUUACCAACUAGCAGUGACAAUAGUCUUGGUACUAUCUCUGGACGUCAUGAAAGCUGGGAGUUCGAUAGCGGUGCCCGUGAUCUUUCUCCUGAACCACAAUCGCUUCAAAAACUUGUGGAAGCGGCUGCUGGAGGCACCGGAAACAUGUUAGAUCUCGCCAAUAAGCUUCACGCAGCUGCUCUAUCAUCCCUAAGAUCAGAGGUAGCGGAAUUGAACACACGAUUACUAGCAGCGACACGUGCUAAAGAGGCCGCAGACACAGCAUUGAUUAGAGCUGAAGCUCAAGCCUUAAGAGCUGAACAACGUGCUGAGCAGCAAUCAAUUCGACAUGAAGAAAGACUCACUGAACUACAUUCAGUGAUUGCCGAACUUAGUAGACAACUUGAAAGGCAGCGCGCUAAUGUUAUCACAGAAGAGGAUGAAUCUGAAAUCGAAACUAGUCGAGAUGCCGAAGGCUCAAUAACAAAUCCAGUGGAAGAAAGUGAAGCUGGAGAAGAAACUCAAGAUGAUCGCGAUAACGAUGGCGACCGUACCCUCGGUGAUGCAGAAUCGAGUUACGCUGAAGAAAUUGAUGAUCCUCCGCGGCUUAAUGAAAAUCAUCGUGAUGAUGGAGGAUAUAUCAGUCCUGCCGCAUUGCCGACACCUGAACCAAACCAACAAGAAAUUACGUGUCAAAGUAUAGCUGUAGCUUCAUUACAAGAUGAAGUUAUUGCUCUGAAAGCUGAAAUAGCCCACUUACAAAGUCAACUAAUGCAAUUUAAAAACAGCGGGCAAAAUAAUAGUAGUGAUUCACCUAGAAGAGAUCAUAAGAAAGGUAAUUUAAGUUCUCCAGAGCCAUUAACAGCACCAUGUUCACCAUUAUUACCUCCUUUACAACCGCCAAAUUCAAAAAACCAUCAAAGAGACGAGGCGCCAAUUUUGAAAAUGGCUGAAAGAGUGAAAUUACGUCGAACGGACGAAAGACAUAUAACCGGUCCUGACAUUACAAAUUUGGGUGUAUGUUCAACUAUGAUUGCCGAGCACUUGGUGUCAGAUUUAUUAGAACAGUCAAACAUACAGGAGUUAAACGGAUCAGAAGAACAAUUUGAAGUUGAGACCGAGAGACUUAAUAGUCGACUUGAACAUGCGCGAGCUAAUAAUGCAGUUCUUGCAUUAACUUUGCAUGAAAGUAAAGCUCAAUGUGAUAGAUUAAGUUUAUUAGUUGGGAAAUACGAGUCCAAUGCUACUGCCCUUAACUUAGCGCUGUCAUUCAGUGAUCGAGCGAUUGAAGCUUAUGAUGUUUUAGUAGCAUUACUAGAAACGGAGAUUGCACUUUCAACUGAUAGAAAUAGUGUUACAAUAGAUAAUAGGAAAACUGCGGAAAACGUUGCUCAUCACUUACUGAAACAACUGGAAAGUGAUUAUACGACCAUAGGCGCACCAUGGGAAGACAGCAUCAUAUUAUCUGAUGACUCUGAAGUCUUCUGGUCGAUAGAUGAAGAACAAAGGCUUCGUAAACACAUAAGUAAAUUAAAAAAUCAUCGGGCAAUGGUCCGAUCAACAGCAGUUGAGUUAGAAACAGUUCACGUCGAGCCUUUAAAUUCUAAAAACACAAUUUCAUUAGCCGAAGCACGUAAGCUUGAUUUAGAGACAGCAGUCUUAAUGCAAGAAUUAAUGGCAAUGAGAGAAGAUAAAGCUGAGUUACGCGCACGUGUUUUUCUAUUAGAAAAAGAACGUUCGACUAUUGAAUUAAAAUUGAAUUCACGCGAUGCACAAAUAGCCGCUCAAAAUACAGCUAUUCAACAUCUGCAAGAUCAAUUAACUGAUACUGAAGCCAUGCUGACAAUGGUUAGCGAUAAAGACCGUAGAUAUACUAGCGAGAGUGAAGGAAUGGAGUCCGAGCUUAUUGAGGCACUUGGACGUGAAGCGAGACUCAAAGAAAGACUUCAAGAAUUAGUUAAUACCUUAGAAAAUGUCACCAGAAAUUCGGAGUUACGGCACCAGCAAUCUGCAGAUCUUAUUAAUGAUUUAAAAAUAGCUAAUGGAGCACUGGUACAGACACUAGAAAAAUCUAAGAAAAAAUAUCAGUCACGUAUGAAAAAAUUAGAGCAACAAAUGCUGAUCAUGGUGGAAAGAAAUGCUGCUCAGGUAAAAAUAUUAAAACAAAGAAUAGCAAUUUUAGAAGAAGAAGCUGCGAGUUUUAAAGGAAGUCUUCCCCUCCAAUCCCAAAGUUCUGGUGCAAGUGAAACAUCUUUAUGACACUCAUCUGACAGAAGUUCAUCUGACUAUAAUUAAUAAAGCCAAAAUGGAAUAAAUAUAAUUACCACAGUCGAAUUCCAUUAAUUCCGAACUUACACUCGAUCUCGACCCCCACGACGAGUUAUCUCUCACGCAUUUCUAUUAAUUGAUAAUCAUUACAGAUUUUUUCAGCUUCCGGAAAAACAUCUCCGUAAGAUUUUCAUCAUCCGAGUGCCAUAAAUAUUUAAAACGUAAUUAGAAAUGUCAAAUCUGGAAAUUUUUUUAUUAAUUCCGAGUCUUAAAGAAGUAGGAAUUUACGCUCCUCCAUCGACUAUCAGUCAGAUUUAAUAGAAUUCGACUGUAGGCAUUAUGACAAGUCGCUCCAAAACCUCUUUAUGUACAGAUUCCAUGCUAAUUUCCCUGCCUACAAUAUGUCUAUCGUAAAAUAUAACUAUCCUUGAAUUGAUUACUCCAAAAUUCUAGCUUUCAGACAAGACUCCAAAAUAAUAAAACUUUUUGACUGCAAUAUGAGUACAACCUAAACUACUUGACGAAAUCUAUAGCCGUAAUAUGAAUAAGAAUCAAAAACUUGAGAGCAAAAUUUUACUUUCAAAUUGACUGCAAGUUUCCGUCAACUAUUUGCACCAUCAAGUUUUUGCAGUCAACUUGACAUCUUAUUUCAGUUGUGGA